Molecule: messenger RNA, 1324 nt
Organism: Desarmillaria tabescens
Lineage: Eukaryota; Fungi; Basidiomycota; Agaricomycetes; Agaricales; Physalacriaceae
Exons: 4
Coding region: 26-1129 (367 amino acids)
Biological process (GO): spliceosomal snRNP assembly
Cellular component (GO): nucleus; small nuclear ribonucleoprotein complex; SMN complex
Source: RefSeq, a predicted model, not a curated record
CUUUUACCGCCAUCACCGACGCAAUAUGUCGACCCGCAAACGGACGAGGGAUGAGUUCGACGACGAUGAGGAACCUUCUUUCGGGCGACAGAUCCUUCCUGUGGCCAAUCUUCCUGCAGACUUCAACGGGACGCCUGCAGAUGGCAUGGAAUAUCUUUUCACUGUUCGGAGAGAUGCUAAGAAACUGCCUAUGGUUACUCGUGUCCCAAAUCCAUAUGAAAUCCCAGAAACAAUGGUGCCGCCUGCACCUAGACGCGAAUCCUCUUCGAGACAUCCACUACUUCCCUCGGCAGAAUGGCGUGCUCAAUUCGAGACUCGGUUCAAAAACUUCCGUAAGAAUGUUUCUCAGCCCACCGCAAACGUCUUGCUUCCACAAGUCCCUGGUAACCUUUUGAUGCCCGGCAAGAAGGAGCGGGAUUUUUGGUGGGCAUUCCUCUCGGGGAAGCCAGAGUCUGAAUGGAAUCCACCCAAGAAGCCUAAACAAAAAAAGAAACACAAAGGCAUGCGCGCAUUCGCUGACGAUUCCGAUACCGAGGUUACCUAUGAAGUGGUUCAGGAAACCUGGCAGAUCAACGGGGAUGGGGAUGUGGAGCUAGCAUCCCAGGUAGGUUCGGCAGGUGUACAGGACCCAUCGCCAUCAAAUAUUGGUCUAGCCGGUGAGGCGAAGGUGUCUUUGGACGAGGUCUCGUCUCUUGGCGAGAGUCAUCCUCCUUACGAACCGAGACCACUGACGCCGUUAUUGCUGCAACACAUUGACCAGCGCAUGUCUUUGCAUCUCCUAAUGUACUUUACCCAUUGGAUGAAUCUCCACCUUGAUGACAAAAGGAGUCCGCCAUUUCCGCGUCUUGUUGAAGUUCAUGCACAGUGGAUAUUCUUUCUCCUAACCCGCGUUAACGAUUACAUAUCUGCUGAUGAUAUGAGUUCGCUGCGAAGUCUUGCUCGUGCCUGCCUUGCAUUGCUCAAGGUCUUACUCUGUGAAGAAAAAGAAGCCGAGCCGGAGGGCGGUGGUAAUACCGGUAUCGGAAAGAACUCAUGUUGGGUAAUAAUAUCUACUGUCGCUGGGAUCUGGGGCCAGCAGGAUCUGUGGAUGGAUGCUGAGGAAAUGUUGAAUUCUAUAGGUUCGGAAUAAUGAUGUGGUAUGUUAGCUCUCUUGCGAUUAACCGCUUGUGCACUUGAUUUUUCCUCGCACUGAUACAUUGACCUUUACCGGAUGUAUUUUUUUGUUGAACAUAACGUACGUUCUACGAUGGUGAUCAAGUUUUGUAUGUGCUGAAUGCUCAAUUCCCGUUGUGAAGAUCAAACCGGUAUCACUAGCGAUGAGGUA